UUAAAAUUCGAAGGUUUCUUCUUUCGUACGAUAUUCCAUUAAUCAAAAUUCGAAACUUGUCCUUUAUAUAUUCCCUUUUCUUCGGAUUUCGAUUUUGUUCCAUUGAUUCCUUUCGCCGUGUAUUCCCUCUUCGAUAAACCCUCAUUUGAUUCAGAUUUUUCAACAUUUGGGACUUCUCUGAAGUUCUUAUUUGAUUCCUAAACACCCAAUUGAAAUUUUCAGAAAACCCAAAUUUCUUUUUUUUCUGAGUGGGUUUUUCGAUUGAUUCAGAUUUUCUCAAUUUGUGUCACUUCUCGGAAAUUCUCAUUUGAUUCUUCAAACACCCAAUUGAUAUUUCAGAAAACCCAAUUUUCGUUUUUUUUUUCUGAGUGGGUUUUUCGAUUGAUUCGAUUUUCCAGGUGAUUCUCCGAUGAAGAUUUAUGUGAUAUUCCUUGUGGUUUCCUUGUUUUCUUCGGCGUUUUCCGACGAGCCGUCGAUUCUCGAGUAUCCGUCGACCCGGCACAAGAAUCCCGAUGACGGCGGCGACGAGGUCGAUCUGCAUUGCACGAGCUGGAGAUUCGCGGCGGAGACGAACAACCUCGCGCCGUGGCAAACGAUUCCGGUGGAGUGCGCCGAUUACAUCAAGGACUACGUUUUGGGUAAAGGCUACGUCACCGAUCUUGAGAGAGUCUCUGAAGAAGCUUCGAACUUCGCGAGCUCCGUCGUCGAAUCCUCCGGCGACGGCAAAGAUAUUUGGAUUUUCGAUAUCGACGAGACUCUCUUGUCGAAUCUCCCUUAUUACAUUGACCAUGGCUUUGGGCUUGAGCUUUUUGAUCACUCGGAGUUUGAUAAGUGGGUAGAGAGAGGAGUAGCACCAGCCAUAGCACCAAGCUUGAAGCUUUACCAAAGAGUUUUAGAUUUGGGGUACAAAGUUUUUUUGCUUACAGGGAGGAAGGAGAGCCACAGGCUUGUCACUGUUGAAAACCUCAUCAGUGCCGGUUUCCAGAACUGGGACAAGCUUAUUCUCAGAUCUCCGGAUGAACAGCACAAAACGGCGACGUUAUACAAAUCUGAGAAGAGGGAUGAGAUGGUGAAAGAGGGAUAUAGGAUUAGAGGCAAUUCAGGUGAUCAGUGGAGUGAUUUGUUGGGUUCCUCCAUGUCUCAACGAUCUUUCAAACUUGCAAAUCCAAUGUAUUACAUUCCCUGAAGAGUGAAGACAAGGGAGCUUUAUUUGAAUAACUUGCCUUCAAACACAUUUUCUUAAAUCGUAUAUACUUUUACCAGAGAGUAAUCAAAACUGUUAUUAAAGGUCGAUUGCCUCCGCUUGUAAAUUGUAAGCAAUUUAAAUUUAUCAAUGAAUGAGAAUGCUUUGUUUUCA
This is a messenger RNA of Eutrema salsugineum, 1357 nucleotides long. RefSeq names its product acid phosphatase 1. Gene Ontology annotation, molecular function: acid phosphatase activity. The record is from RefSeq and is a predicted model, not a curated record. NCBI's taxonomy places the organism in Eukaryota, Viridiplantae, Streptophyta, Magnoliopsida, Brassicales, Brassicaceae. The coding region runs from base 410 to 1186 and encodes 258 amino acids. The transcript is spliced from 3 exons.